AUGAAAUUACGAUCAAUAAGCACAAUCGAUCAUCCAAAAGAAUUCUUAUUUCCAAUAGAGCCAGAUCUUUCAGCAUCAUUGACUGUGUAGAAUUCAAAGAUAUAUCAAAUAUAUUAAAAAAAUAAGUAAGCUACUCCAAAUAAGCAUCCUUUAUAAUCUUAAUUCAAUUUUACUAAUACUUCUAGAUUAAAAAAUACUGCUUAAAUAUCUCCAUUAAGAUUAUACCCAGAGAAAACAGAACUGCUUAAUUUAUCUUCUUAACGAUCUCUAACACCUUCAUCUAAACCAUAAUAAAUAAAAGUAAAAGGACUUCCUGAGAAAUUCAAUGAAAUAUAAUUUAAAAGAACUUUAAGACAUUAAGGUGUAGGUAUUGUUUAUUGCAGAUAAAAUUACAAUAAAAUUAAUAAUAAAGGUGAUGGAACUGGAGAAAUCAUGCUUGAAGAUAUUUAAAAUGUAAAUUAUGUUAAAAAGAGACUAAAAACUUUUGGAUUAGAAUUAGAAAAUGAAGAAAUACAACAUGGAGUUAAACAUAUCAUAUCUGAGAAAUUUGCUAGAAUUUUGUAGACUGAAAGAAAUAAAACUUCUAGAAAUUAACACAAUUACUUUAGAGCAUGA
Messenger RNA from Paramecium sonneborni, 615 nucleotides. NCBI's taxonomy places the organism in Eukaryota, Ciliophora, Oligohymenophorea, Peniculida, Parameciidae. The record is from the annotation of a GenBank genome assembly.